Oryzias melastigma (Indian medaka) is the source of this 796-nucleotide messenger RNA. RefSeq names its product SRSF protein kinase 3-like. Gene Ontology annotation, biological process: regulation of mRNA processing; spliceosomal complex assembly. The coding region runs from base 252 to 602 and encodes 116 amino acids. The record is from RefSeq and is a predicted model, not a curated record. NCBI's taxonomy places the organism in Eukaryota, Metazoa, Chordata, Actinopteri, Beloniformes, Adrianichthyidae. The transcript is spliced from 5 exons.
UCCUCCAUGGUGGCUGCUGCUAACAACCUGGCCUUGUUGGUUUUCCAGCGGUGAAUUCCUCCGACUUGAUCAUCAGUCCUCUGGAUCCUCAGAACGCAGACCGAAUCCGAGUGAAGAUCGCGGACCUGGGAAACGCCUGCUGGGUGCACAAACACUUCACGGAGGACAUUCAGACCCGGCAGUACCGAGCUCUGGAGGUUCUGAUUGGAGCCGAGUACGGACCGCCGGCGGAUAUCUGGAGCACCGCCUGCAUGGCCUUUGAGCUGGCAACAGGAGACUACCUGUUCGAGCCUCAUUCCGGAGAAGACUACACCCGGGAUGAAGAUCACAUCGCUCACAUCAUCGAGCUGCUGGGGCCUAUCCCUGUGCCGUUCGCCCUGUCUGGCAGGUACUCCAGAGAGUACUUCGACAGAAGAGGUGAGCUGCGGCACAUCUCCAGCCUGAAGCCCUGGGGUCUGUUUGAGGUCCUGCUGGAGAAGUACGAGUGGUCUCUGGAUCAGGCGGCAGCCUUCAGCGACUUCCUGCUCACCAUGCUGGAGCUGCAUCCGGGGCGGCGAGCGACGGCGGCGCAGUGUCUGCAGCACCCGUGGCUGCAGGCAUGAGCACACAUGCACACGUGCACGCUCACUGUUUGACUGUUCGGUGUGUUAGGUGCCCCCCCCUCCCCUCCAAGAUCUUCCAGUUCCUCCUGCUUCAAACUUUCCAUCCGCAGCUGCCCCCCCCUCCUCCAGUCAUAGUGCCUUUAAUGAAGCAGCUUUUCUACCUGUCUGUGAAAAUAAAGAGAAAAUCUCACCUG